Messenger RNA from Sander lucioperca (pikeperch), 2129 nucleotides. RefSeq names its product guanine nucleotide binding protein (G protein), alpha transducing activity polypeptide 1 (gene gnat1). Gene Ontology annotation, cellular component: heterotrimeric G-protein complex. The transcript has 9 exons. NCBI's taxonomy places the organism in Eukaryota, Metazoa, Chordata, Actinopteri, Perciformes, Percidae. Gene Ontology annotation, biological process: adenylate cyclase-modulating G protein-coupled receptor signaling pathway. Gene Ontology annotation, molecular function: G-protein beta/gamma-subunit complex binding; GTPase activity; G protein-coupled receptor binding. The record is from RefSeq and is a predicted model, not a curated record. The coding region runs from base 203 to 1255 and encodes 350 amino acids.
CUGUCAGAUGGGCAGAGAAUGCGAAAUCCUCUCCUAAGACAGGAAAAUUCUCAAACAUUCUCCAGUUGUUUCCGCAGGCAGGUGACGCAUCAGCUGCAUAAUUAAGGCACCGGUUAGAAAGUAGGCGAUCAGCUAGGACCAUCUCGGAUUUUUUCCUGACACUUGGCUUUUGAGCAGAGGGGCCCAAACCGGGAAAAGUAGAAUGGGGGCUGGAGCAAGCGCCGAGGAGAAACACUCAAGAGGGCUGGAGAAGAAGCUGAAGGAGGAUGCCGAGAGGGAUGCAAGAACUGUUAAGCUGCUGCUGCUAGGCGCUGGAGAAUCUGGCAAAAGCACUAUCGUCAAACAGAUGAAAAUUAUCCACCAAGAUGGCUACUCACUUGAAGAAUCCAUGGAGUUCAUUGUCAUCAUCUACAGCAACACCCUGCAGUCCAUCAUGGCCAUUGUGAAGGCCAUGAGCACAUUCAAUAUGAACUAUGGCCACCCUGAUCAGCAGGAUGAUGCCAGGAAACUCAUGCACCUUGCAGACACCAUUGAGGAAGGAACCAUGCCUAAAGAGAUGUCAGACAUCAUUUUGCGCCUAUGGAAGGACUCUGGCAUUCAAGCGUGCUUUGAAAGGGCCUCAGAGUACCAACUCAAUGACUCAGCUGGAUACUACCUGAGUGACUUGGAGCGGCUGAUCCAACCAGGCUAUGUGCCCACUGAGCAGGAUGUGCUGCGAUCAAGAGUGAAGACCACUGGUAUCAUCGAGACCACAUUUGGCUUGAAAGAUCUCAAUUUCAGAAUGUUUGAUGUGGGUGGCCAGAGGUCAGAGAGGAAGAAGUGGAUUCAUUGUUUUGAAGGUGUGACCUGUAUCAUCUUCAUUGCUGCUUUGAGCGCCUACGACAUGGUGCUGGUGGAGGAUGAUGAAGUGAAUCGAAUGCACGAGAGUCUGCACUUGUUCAACAGUAUCUGCAACCACCGCUACUUCGCCACCACCUCCAUUGUACUCUUCCUCAACAAGAAAGAUGUGUUCACUGAGAAGAUCAAGAAAGCUCAUCUCAGCAUGUGCUUCCCUGAAUACGAUGGCCCCAAUACAUAUGAGGAUGCUGGUAACUACAUCAAAAUUCAGUUCUUAGACCUGAACCUGCGCCGAGACAUCAAAGAAAUCUACUCUCACAUGACCUGUGCAACAGACACAGAGAACGUGAAGUUUGUGUUUGACGCUGUAACCGACAUCAUAAUCAAAGAAAACCUGAAAGAUUGUGGUCUCUUCUAAAAGUCAUGCUGAGAAACCCAAUGAAGGGUGAUGUUGUAGCCCUGUCACAUUCCACAAAUCCUCUCUCAAUUCAAACUGAGGACUGAGGAUGAAAACUAAACCCCUGACCAUCCUCAAAACUGGCGAACGCAAAAAAUAAAAAUCAAUUUGUUGUGUUCAAAUGAAGUUGUAGCUUUGACAAGACUUCGGGUCAAGUCCAGAAGACAGCUCUUCAGUCAGAAAAUCCUGUGCAGAUUUCAGAUGAGUUGAAUUUUAGUCUAGCUACCUUUUCUCUUGAGUCUCUUGAAAUCAUCUUUUGGAGAGCUAUGCAAUCUGUAGUUAAGACAUCAAAAGCUUAUGUCAGCAUUACGUGUUUUCUUUUCACAUCCACUAAUGUGAAUAGAUGUCAGGCUAAUGCAUCUUUUCUCCAGUAACUGGUCAGUAUACAGCCAGUAAGCAAACAAGAGGGCCUCACCUACUGCACACACAAUUCAACCUGAACUUGUCACUAGAAAUGGCUUUUAUGUACAGGUCUACAGCUCACUUUGAGACCAAAUUUAAACAGAUGAGAUACUUAAUUUUUAAGUGUUAGAACAUGUAACUUUCUGAAAUAGUUAUAGUUAAAAGGACUAGUUUAAUUAAGUCUACAAUUAAACAAUUUUCUAUUUGACAGUUCAUGAAUGGUGGUGAUACCAUAUGGAUCUGUAACUGUUAAGUGGUAGAUGUAAUAUACUUCAAUUUAAAAAAUACUUGUCUAAAGGUUAACAUAAUCUCUAGGCCUGUGAGCCAACUAUCCUGUACAAAAACCAAUAAUUGCAAACCUUGCCUAAACCUAUUAAAGCUUAUAGAAAAUGGAGUACUUUCCCACUUUCACAAAUAAAAAUUAACACAGCAA